CGGCAAUUUAGCCGGUACUGUACUCAUAUCCAGCAAAGUGCAAAACCGUUGCCGACGUAUCAAGUGACGUAUCAAGUGACGUAAAGCUCCGCCCUCGUGUUUACGUGACGUAGACGGAAGUACAUUCUGCAGUCAAAACGAUGAAGGUGAUCCAGCGCCCUGUAAAGACACUGCAGACUGCUCUGCUGUCUGACAGCAAAGACUUGAUUAAACUCUACAGGAAAUACACAGAUCAGGAGAGGCAACUUUUGGAGGAAGGAUUCAAGGCAGGUCAACAAGGUUGUCUGUUCCAGCUCAUCACAGUUCACUCAGACUCAGACUGGAUCCCUGCUCAUCCUGAGGAGCCUCAGGACUUUAGGAGCUUCUGGAGAGACCCUCACAGGACGAGUCCUGAUCCUGCACACAAUACGAUUUAUAUUCAAACCAUAGGUUCCUUUGGAGAGGCAGGUCCUCAGACAGACCAGUAUGUGCAGUGGCUCAGACAGUACUGUCAAGCCUUCUUCUGUGGUCUUUCUGUCAAACUGAUGCCUCCAGUGACUGUGGCUGAAACACAGUGUUCGUUUAGAGUUAACAGCAAUUUGCAUAACCUACAGAUACUCACUGGUGAUCUUUUGCAAUUCUUGGCCCACAGAAAACCAAAAGAUGCGUUUUGUAUUGUUGGAAUCACAAUGAUUGACCUGUAUCCCAAAGAAUCCUGGAAUUUUGUCUUUGGACAGGCUUCUCUCAGUAUGGGGAUGGGUGUUUUCAGUUUUGCCAGGUACGACAACCACUUCUACAGCAGAAAUUACACGGGUCGACUGAGUAAGAGUCUUCAGCCUAAGAAGGGAGAUUAUUCUGUGUUUGAUGGAUAUUACACUCCACCCAUCUGCAGCUCUCUGUUGCUGAGAUCCUGCAAGACGAUGACGCAUGAGAUCGGUCAUAUGUUUGGAAUCAGGCAUUGUCAGUGGUUGAGCUGCGUGAUGCAGGGCUCCAAUCAUUUGGAGGAGUCCGAUCGUAGACCUCUGGAUUUCUGUCCCAUCUGCCUCCGCAAGCUGCAGGUGUCUGUUGGCUUCAAUAUAGCAGACAGAUACAAGGCCUUGCUGCAGUGGCUAGAAGAUGAUCAUGGACCAACACGUACUCCAGAUGGAGCCUCCUACACCUCUUCCCAGGUUUCACUGCACUAUCCCAAACCCACAGAAGCCUUUCAUGACUAUAAACUCUGGCUUCAAAGAUGCCUGGAAAUCCUGGAAAAAUAAUGAAGGUUAAAAAAAACUUGACUUCUGAUACUUCUCUUUUCAAAACACUGUUUUUUCUUUCUUUCUAACAUAGAGAGCAAUAAACUGCAGAAUAAAUCAAUAUGUUGUAAGUUUGUUACCAGUGACACCAUAUCUUGUAGGUACAGCCUUCCAGAAGUAUCCACAAGUACCAUGAAUAUGACUCAGAAAAAGACAUGUUUACAUU
This is a messenger RNA of Cynoglossus semilaevis (tongue sole), 1440 nucleotides long. It is a transcript of the gene amz2, whose product is annotated as archaelysin family metallopeptidase 2. The transcript has 7 exons. The record is from RefSeq and is a predicted model, not a curated record. The coding region runs from base 141 to 1235 and encodes 364 amino acids. Gene Ontology annotation, biological process: proteolysis. NCBI's taxonomy places the organism in Eukaryota, Metazoa, Chordata, Actinopteri, Pleuronectiformes, Cynoglossidae. Gene Ontology annotation, molecular function: metallopeptidase activity.